This is a messenger RNA of Triticum dicoccoides, 600 nucleotides long. RefSeq lists its product as uncharacterized. The record is from RefSeq and is a predicted model, not a curated record. The transcript has a single exon. Lineage: Eukaryota; Viridiplantae; Streptophyta; Magnoliopsida; Poales; Poaceae. Bases 1 to 600 code for a protein of 199 amino acids.
AUGGCGGACUGGUGGAACAUGGCGGCGGAGGCGGCGAACGGCAGCUUAACCUACGUCGGCGAGACGAAUGCGAUCGCGGAGGCCAUCACUGGCGCCCGCCAGCAGUACGGCCAGGCCACCGAGGACUGCCGCAGAUUCCGCCCGGGCGUGCAUCCCCUGCCCAACGCCGGCCAGGGCGCUCCUUCAGCAGGCGGCCUCAUCAUCGACCUCGCCAUCGGCCGGAUCAAGCGCAUCAGCAGGUUCUACGCCGUACUGGGCACCGUAUUCUCCCUCUGCGUUGCGCACAUCGGGCUCCAGGCCAACGCGCCGUGGUGGUGGGACAGGUGGCAACUCCACCACGCCGACGCUGCCCGCCACGCGGAGACGGCGCUGCAGUGCCUACACUCCGCCAAGUCGCACGGCCAUGCGGCCCUCGGCGUCUUCCACGUCAUGCUCAGGCCGCCAUCGCCGCGAGCAGUCGCCCACGCCUGGGCACCCGCGGCCGAGCAGCUCCUGCGCCGCGCGAUGGACGAUCUAGCCAUGGCGGAGGCCGCGGUGGAGCGGAUGCGACCGGCCAUUGUGGCCCAGUACUCCGACGCAUGGAUGCUUCUGCAUGGCUGA